This is a messenger RNA of Camponotus floridanus (Florida carpenter ant), 4521 nucleotides long. RefSeq lists its product as uncharacterized. The transcript is spliced from 16 exons. Lineage: Eukaryota; Metazoa; Arthropoda; Insecta; Hymenoptera; Formicidae. Gene Ontology annotation, molecular function: transcription coregulator activity. Gene Ontology annotation, biological process: regulation of DNA-templated transcription. Gene Ontology annotation, cellular component: nucleus. The record is from RefSeq and is a predicted model, not a curated record. Bases 165 to 4505 code for a protein of 1446 amino acids.
CGAUCAGCGAAUUCAGCGAUCAGCAUUUGAAAACAUCGGAGACAUGUUAUACUGUUUUAUUAUGCACAUUCGAGAUAGUGACGAUUCCAGAGAAAUAAGAUUGCAGUUGGAAUUUACAAUCAUCGCUAUAGAUUUUAAAAAUUACCUUUAUUAAAAAAAAAGAAAUGGAGAAAUCUACGAGUAAACUUAUUGUGCAAAAUGAUGCUGACACAUCGGCAUCCUCCAUUUCACUCAUUGAAUCACCCAGAAAAUGCAAUUUGUCUUUUUCGAUUAAUUUCGAUUUCAACGAUGUUGAUAGCGAAAAUUCUACCGAUUCCGAAAACGCAGAUUUACAAAUAGAUAUAUCCGAGGUUGACAAUUAUGAGCCGUCUAGCAAGCAUAAAAGAGAAGCUAUUGAAGAAGCAGAAGCAUCGGUACUUAAUAAAAUGGAAGAAGAGAUUGAGAGACAACUCGAUGCCAAAGCUGCCAAAACCAAUUUAACUGCCACUAAUGUAAAAAAUAUAUUAAAACACGUGCUCCCUUAUGAACAUUUAAUGACAAUGUUACAAAAAUGGCUUCAAGAUACAGAAGAUGAUGUUAACUUUGGUCCCAAACUCACAAGAGCUAAAGCUAAAAAAUUGGCAGCUGCACAGGUCAAUAUACCAUGGCCUAUCACUACAACACAAAAAGCUUCAUCAGAAGUUCAAGCUUUGAUUCAAGAAGAACUGCCAGAAGAUUCGUCUGAUGAAGAAUAUAAUCCUGAUCAUGAUAAACACACAGAGAGUGAUGAUGACAGAGAAGUAGAAAAUACAGCGAUUAAUGAUAUGGAAUUACAACAAUCAGUAGCAAUAAAUAAUAGGAAUGUAGUUUGUCCUGAACAACAGAAAUUAUCAGAUAUACAAUAUGAUCCUGAAGGAAUUUUUAAAGUACCAAUUGUUCCACAUGUUGCAACGGAGGAAGAAAGUAUUGGUCAGAGAACACGCUCUAAAUUAUCUUUGAGUAAAACUUCUUUGGAAGAGAUAGAACAAGCAUUUUUACCACCUGACAUAACUGCAGAUAUGAUUGAUUUGGAUGUUGAACUUGAUGAAGAUUGGGAUAACUUUUUAAAAGAAUUUACACAACCUUUAACACAAGAACCAACCAUAGAAGAUGAUCCAGAAGCAGAUCCAGAAUACAAUAUUUUAGAGGAUGAAGAAACAGAUUUAUUGGACAAGGAAGAACUCAGGACAGAUAAAGCAGUAGAAGUUCCUCGUAAAGAACAAUAUGAUUUAAUUGCAGAAUUACUUGAAUUAACUCCUAUGUUCUCAACACAAGAAGAAGAAAUAUCAAGAAAAAAAAAGAUUCCAGAUAAUAUAACCCCACCAAUUGAAACUAAUACUAUGAACUCCUCUAUGGUGGAUCUUUUACCGGUACUUGCAGAACCCGAAUUACCAAAAUUAGUUAAUUUCGAACAACGUCUUUUAUUAGCCACACAAUUUCGGCAACAUGUACAAUUAAUGGCACAGCAUUUUGUUAUGAGUUACAUGCAUCCGGAUUACCAUCCACUAGCAAAAACAUGUAAACAGAACUUGAAUAGUUUAAGAUAUUUAAGUUACGGGCCAAAUUCUGCAUUUAAUGCAGAGAACUUGGAAGAAGCUUUGAAAUUAGUAUCAACUUGGGAAAAUAAGUUUUCUGACACACAAUUCUACACAGAUUUCAAACAGAGUAUAACAGAUAAUAUUGCUAAAACUAAAAUGUGUCAUACAAAUAGGCGAAUAUAUGUUGAAGAAUUUCUUCCUGAAGUAGAAAAAAUACUUGUCGAAAGUAAAGCUCUCAUGUAUCCAGAACUUUUGCCACAAAUGCCUUUCAGGAGUGGAACCAAACUUUUAAAAUCUACAUAUUCAAGAGCAGAAGAAAAUUUAAUUGCAUUGGGCAUAGAACAAUUUUUACCAUUUGUUGCAUCUAGACCAAGAAAGCUUCGCACAAAGAAAAUUCUAUUAGUUGAUGCUGCUCAACUUAUUUGUUAUUAUCUGUUACCAUGUAGAGAUGCACAAGGAAUAUUACAUCAUAUCAGAAAACGCCGCGUUUCUAAAGAUGAAAAUCCGAUUAAGCAUUAUUUUGAGAAAGGUUGUGCUCCUAGAAUAAUACAUCGCAUAACACUUGAUAAUAAGCCUAAAGCUCCAAAAGAUCAGCCAAUAAAUCUUUUACCUUUAAGAUGGCAAAAAUAUCUCCGUAAUCAAAAAGAAUACAAAAAUAAUUUAUUGAAAAGUAAUUAUAUACUUGAUUUAAGCAGUAAUUUUGAAAAACAAUGGAUUAACAUGAAUGCAAUAAUGAAAUCGUAUCCUAGUGUCUCUAGUAAUCAUCCGUUAAGAAAUCCAGUUGUAAAUAUAUUACCGAAAAUAUUACCUGCAACUGUAAAUCCAAAAAUCUCAACUAUUGAUAAGACAAAUAACUUUACUAUGAAAAAAAAUUCUAAACCAAUUGAUGAUAAUGGUACUGUUGAUUCAAAAGUGGUGCAGAUGGAUAAAUUAUCAAAUGAACAAAAAAAUAAUACUAAAUUAAAUAAUAUAUCAGUUGAAAACUCUAAAAUAUCCAAAGAUACAUCACAAAAUAUGUCAGGAUUACCACAAAUACGCAAAACUACACCUCGAUUGGCAAAAACAAGAAGUGCACAAAAUAUGAAAUUGAUGGCACAAGUUUUAAGUUCAAAAAGUUUGGCUAAUUGCAAUACAUUAAAAUCUAAAGAAAAAGACACCACAGAUAAAAAUAAUGACGAACAUUGUACUGUGUCAAAAGUUGAUAAUGAGGAAGAGAUAGCAGAAUUAAUGCUAGCUAGUACUACAAUAAUAAAAGAUUCUAUAAGUAGAAAAAAAGCUAAACAAACUAGAGAACUGGAAAUUAUUAAAAGAUUAUUAAAAGCUGAAAACCCAUUGACCGAAGAGGAUCGUGAAAAAAAAUUUGCAGCAUCAUAUCUUCAAAAGUUACAUUUAACAUUGGAGUCUAAUAAUCCAGAAAUAUUUAAAAAUGUGAUAAAGCUGUAUUUAGAUUAUAGUGAAAAAUUAGAAAGUAUUAACCAAACAGUGAUUGACCCACCAUUUCCUGAAUUUGCAGCAAAUAAAGAAAUACAAGAUAACACAAUUAAAAAAGAUAUACUCACAAUCAGAUUAUAUCAAGAUGUUUGUAAAAAAUUGCAAAAUUACCCAGAAAUGUGUACAGAUUUUCUGUUAUUCUUAAAGCCGCAUCAAGCCACGAUGAUUGGUAAAUCCAUAGAGUAUAUGAUGUUACAAAAAAUGAAUGAUUUCGUUCAUAUUGCGCAAAUAUAUUUCGCUAAGCAACCAUCACGAAUAGCAAAAAUGAUGCAGGCGAUCACACAACUUUCGUCUGAUCCACAUACGACUCUAGAAACUAUUCAUACCGUUAUGAGUCCAGUCUUUAAAGGCCAUCCACUCAUUAUGGAUUUAUUCUUGCAAGUUUUACCUACUGCAAAGCCUCCUGAAAGCUUAUUUGUACCUCAUAUGUUUGAAAACUUGACAUGUCCAUUAGGACCUUAUGAUAAAAAUAUUACUUAUAUCGAAAAUGCACCAGAAUUAUAUGAAAAUAUAGAAUUACCCACAGCAUCAUACCAGGAAGAUCCAUAUGGUGGGGAAAAUUGUAAAUGUGAUUGUCAUAACAUAGAUGAUCCAAAUCUUAAAAAUAAUUCAGAACAUUGUGUUUCCUGUGGUACACGGUUUCUUAAUGGAAGAAUUUAUCUUCAAACACCUGAGGGAUUGCGACCUGCAAAAAUUACAUUUCCUGGAGAGCAUCAGGAAAAAUUAGAAAAUAUUGCACGUGUAUCUUUAAAAAUUGCUGAUAAAGUCGCUCCACCAAUUUCAUCUAAAAAACGACGGAAAUCAUCAAAGAAUGAUUCUAGUCCCGAAGAAAUUUGUCAGAAGCAAAGUAUUACAAAGUAUUCACCAUUAAAAGAUAAUGAAGACAAUGAAAAAAUAGUAGCAAAGUCUAAAAAGAGUGUCAAACUUGCAAUUAAAGCAGAAAAGAAAAAUUUGAAAAGAAUAGGCACUGUAGACGACGCAAUUGCGAAUAAAAGAAUACGGAUAUCUCACUGCAGGAAUAAGCGAGAAAGAAAGACUGAAGAAAUUGAUAUCUCAAUAGAACAUAAUGAACUUGAUAUCAUGGAGCAUGAGAAAACGAAUGUAGAAACCGAAACCAAUAGUUAUAUGCAAUCGUCAGUGCAAGAUAAUUCAUCAAGUACUGAAAUAAUUACACAAACUGCUGCAAGCAGCAAUGCUGAUUGCGAUUUAAACUGUAAAACAGUAGAUACAGAAACAGCAGUCGUUGAAAAAAUUGAAAAUAAUAUCCAAUUAAAUUCUGAUUUAACAAAUAAUAAACCAUGGACGCGUCAAGAAGAUAUGAUUCUACUACAAAGUGUUAAGAAGGAAUAUUCUGAAAAUUCAUUUUUAUUAAUUAGUGAAAAAUUAAAAAACCGUACUGUCGAUCAGGUGAAAGAAAGAUGUCAAACUUUACUUUCCUUAUUACAGAAAAUAAUGUAAAUAUGUACAUAUAUUA